Molecule: messenger RNA, 2862 nt
Organism: Ornithodoros turicata
Lineage: Eukaryota; Metazoa; Arthropoda; Arachnida; Ixodida; Argasidae
Exons: 12
Coding region: 83-1987 (634 amino acids)
Source: RefSeq, a predicted model, not a curated record
GGAUGGACUACCCCUGGAGCCUUUGGCACCAUACCUAAGAGUAGGCCAGUGUGGUUUUCUUUAUACCCUAGUGCCUGUGGGCAUGGAGGUAAAGAUGAGACAGGCCGUAAAGCACAAGAGUACACAGAAAGUCGUAGCAACAUCUACAUUAGGUACUCAAACACGCUUCUCGGUGCUAAGCAGGAGCACACAAACAGAACAGCACCUUCCACUGGACACAUUGCGUCACCUGAGGCCGUCACAAAGUGCCACUGAGGGUGCAAGUGAUGACAUGGUAUUGGAAGGCCCCCUAGACAUUUGCACUCCAAGAGCCUCUACCCCAGUACAGGAAACAGAAGCAGCAGCAGCAGAAGACCCAGGGGAAUCUCCCUUGCUGAUAUCUGCCAAUCCUCGAGAAGACGAAGAAGGAUGGGAUACCACCAUAGAAUCUCUGUGUAUGCCGGACCCAAAGGACACAACAGUUCACCUGUCGGAGCUAACGGAAACCUCCGGGAACGAAGAUGAUGAACCUGCAAGCUCCUCACGGCCACAGCACUCCAAGUCUCACAUAGUGCACCUAGCACCAAGUGAUGAUGAACGGCUGUUCCUCGUAGCGGAAUCUAGCCUACGGGAACUGCUGUCAUCUUUCUCUUGUUGUGAUGACAAGGACCUCUCCACAGAAAUCACACUGAUAGGUACAUGGAUAAAGGCCACAACAGAUUGUAGCAGAUGUUGUCAGCGGCGUACGUGGUCCAGCCAGCCUUGGAUUGGAAGCAGGCCCUUGGGCAACAUACUCUUUUGCUCGUCCAUUCUAUUUUCUGGAGUGAACAUCGCAAAAACAUUCCGCAUGUUUGAAGCGCUGAAGGUGGCGACACUAUCAAAGUCGCAGUACUACAGGACACAGAGAGAGGUCCUUCUUCCUGCUGUCAAUCAUGUCUACCAGGCUAAACAAAAGGAAAUCCUGGAUGAGCUGCAGCAAAAGCCACUCAUUGUUGCCGGUGACGGGAGAUGUGACUCCCCAGGGCACACGGCACUCUAUGGCACCUACACGCUGCUUGAGACGUCUAUAAACCGGAUAAUUCACUUUGAAUUGGUCAAGGCAACAGAGGUCUCAAGUAGCAAUGCCAUGGAGAAAAAUGGGCUGCAGAGGUGCUUGGCAUUUCUCGAAUGGAAUGACAUGGUGGUAGACACCUUAAUCACAGACCGUCACACCGGCAUCAAGGCUAUGAUGCGGGACUCCUGCCCCCAUGUUAAACAUCGCUUUGAUGUUUGGCAUGUUGUCAAAGGGAUAAAGAAAAAGCUCAUAGCACUGAGUCGCUCAGCCAAGCAUCAGGUAGUUCGCCUCUGGAUCGACAGCCUUGUUCGCCAUGCUUAUUGGUGCCCAAAGACAAGUGGAGAAGACGGCAACCUAUGCCUUGCCAAAUGGAUGUCGGCACUGAACCACAUCGUGGACAUCCAUGAGCAUGACGAUCCUGCCUAUCCAGUGUGCUACCACGGUGCUACUUCAGAGCCACGGGAAUGGCUUAGAGAAGACAGCGAGACAUACAGGAAAGUCGUGGACAUCCUAAAGGCCCCUGCACUCUUGAAAGAUGUCCCACUGCUGUCCUCACAGCACCAGACAUAUGGCCUGGAAGCAUUCCACAGUGUCCUCAUCCAUUUUGUUCCCAAAUCUCAUUCAUUCAGUGAUGAGGCAAUGUUGGCAAGGACACAGUUAGCAGUGAUGCACUACAACGAGAAUGCUGACAGGGACCAAAUCGAAAAGGAAGGGUCGAAACAGUAUCGACUGAAGCCCUCAAAAGUCAAGAAGGCUUGGGUUGCUGUACCACUCAAGGAGGACGCUACGUAUGACUAUGUGUCAAGACUAACAACAGAGGUCCUCAGCCGUGUUGAAAGGCACCAAACGGAACCUCCAGUUGUGGAAGCGCAGCCACCAUGGUCGGCAUCUUAUGGGGAAAAACCCUCUUUAGUGGAGGCUGUGAAGCGGCAUCAAACAAGGUUCAAGAAGUAAAGAGCACGGGAGAAUACACUGACAUCUCACAGCUACGUGCCAGGAGAAAAGAACCCGAAGGAAGAAAACCAAAAACAAAGAAAAAGGCCCUUUUCAGGGCCACCCAAAUGCUUGCGCAGAGACUGACGCAGCGUUGAGAUGAAACCCUUGUUUUCUCCUUCAAAAUGCUUAACAUUAUUGCUGCUGGUUAAAUGUAAAAUGAUGUACCUACCUCCAAACAUUAAGCUGCUUGUUCUACGAGGCACCAUCACAUAGGCAUUGGUCAAAGUUGCUGUUCUGUGAGCUGUGAUAGGAAGUGCUAUGGAUAGUAUAGAGGGCUCUUACUGUAAGGGGAAGUGCAGUGUUCGAGCAGUGGGGGCUGAGGCAUGGGGGAUCAUUUCAGGAUGUCCUAGCCCUACCAAAAUUUAACACGUGGGUGCACACAGUGAUCUAUCCAGAUCCCUCCCCUACCCCCCCCCCCCAAUUUUUGGCAACACCUUCAGUUUGUUUCCUCUCUACCACUAUUACUAAGUAACUGCACGCCAAUUGUUUUGCACCCCCCCCCCCCCAGCUGGCUGGAUGAACUAUACUGGUUAUGUUUUUGGGAACGCUAAGUGCAGGUGGAACUUGUCUCACCCAUGUUAAUUAGCUGGUGUUCAUGAAACCUUCCAGAAAUGUAAAGAACACCAAAUUGUACAUUUCCAUUGCCUUACAGGGUGCAUUGCAGUUGAAGCCCUUACAAAUGUGUUUGCUUUUUCUUUUUUUUUAUGUUUGGAAUGACAAACAUUAAUUAUGUGUCUUAUCUCUCUUUUUUUUUCAGCUCGCCACUUCAGAUGCCAAGGGACAUUGCCAGUGUUGGCAGGGAAAUUAAGGAAAUCACUCUGAUCACUGUAUGU